Molecule: messenger RNA, 1948 nt
Organism: Sapajus apella (tufted capuchin)
Lineage: Eukaryota; Metazoa; Chordata; Mammalia; Primates; Cebidae
Gene: ELAC1
Product: elaC ribonuclease Z 1
Exons: 4
Coding region: 620-1711 (363 amino acids)
Cellular component (GO): nucleus
Molecular function (GO): 3'-tRNA processing endoribonuclease activity
Source: RefSeq, a predicted model, not a curated record
GCGGGGCGGGCGUGCUUCCUUGGGACUUGCUGGCUCGGCGAGGCUCGGCCCGGCGCGGGGGACCUAAGCCCGGGGAGCGCCCAGCAGCGAGGACGCGCCUCGUUCACCGCCUCGGGUCGGAGCCUCGGCCUCCCGGCGUCGCCGCCCACCCCGCCUUUUUCGAGGCUAACUCGGUCUCUUGGGGGAGCCUGGGCUCGCUAAAAGUUGGAAAUCUGGCCUCUGGCCCUGCUUGUACCUUGGCAUCUCACUUUCUGCUUCCCGGCCCCGGUUCUUUCAGCUCUAAGAUGGAGGACGGUGGUAUCUGCCCUAUGCACACCACAGGGUGAUUGCAGGGUUGAUACUGCCUGGCUGAAAACGAAGGAGCGCCGGUUCUCCACCCGGCAGCCAGUAGAAUCGCUUGGGAAGCCUCCAAAUGCUGAAGCCCGGUCACCACCGGGUAAUUGUGAUCUGCGGCCCCAGAGUGAAAUGACAGUACUGUGAUCACGACUGAAAUAUGCACUUCACCGAACGUGGAUCACAUUCUUGAGAAAGCAAGCAGCCGGGAUUUUUUUUGUGUUUUUUUUUUUGUUUGGUUGGUUGGUUUUGGUCCAAGAAGACAGGGACCUAAUCUGGGUGGAAGAUGUCUAUGGAUGUGACGUUUCUGGGGACGGGUGCAGCAUACCCAUCUCCAACCCGGGGUGCCUCUGCUGUGGUCCUUCGGUGUGAGGGCGAGUGCUGGCUCUUUGACUGUGGGGAGGGAACACAGACACAGCUUAUGAAAAGCCAACUUAAAGCAGGAAGAAUUACCAAGAUCUUCAUCACACAUCUUCAUGGAGACCAUUUCUUUGGCCUUCCUGGACUCCUCUGCACAAUCAGCCUGCAGAGUGGCUCCAUCAUGUCCAAACAGCCUAUUGAAAUCUAUGGCCCUCUAGGGCUUCGGGACUUUAUCUGGCGAACCAUGGAACUCUCUCACACGGAGCUGGUCUUCCAUUAUGUGGUUCAUGAACUGGUUCCCACAGCGGAUCAAUGUCCUGCAGAAGAACUAAAAGAAUUUACACAUGUGAAUAGAGCAGGCAGUCCUCCCAAAGAGGAACAAGGAAGAACUAUCCUACUAGACUCAGAAGAAAACUCAUACCUUCUGUUUGAUGAUGAACAGUUUGUUGUAAAAGCAUUUCGCCUCUUUCACAGAAUUCCCUCAUUUGGGUUUUCAGUUUUGGAAAAGAAACGCCCCGGUAAACUCAAUGCACAGAAACUAAAAGACCUCGGUGUUCCACCAGGUCCUGCCUAUGGGAAGCUGAAAAAUGGAAUUUCUGUUGUUCUGGAAAAUGGGGUUACAAUUUCUCCCCAAGAUGUCUUAAAAAAGCCUAUUGUUGGAAGAAAAAUCUGCAUAUUGGGGGACUGCUCUGGGGUUGUGGGUGAUGAAGGAGUAAAGCUGUGCUUUGAAGCAGACCUGUUGAUCCAUGAAGCGACCCUGGAUGAUGCCCAGAUGGACAAAGCAAAGGAGCAUGGCCACAGCACACCACAGAUGGCAGCAACAUUUGCAAAGUUGUGCCGUGCAAAGAGGCUGGUUCUGACUCACUUCAGUCAGAGGUACAAACCAGUUGCCUUGGCCAGAGAAGGAGAAACAGAUGGCAUUGCAGAACUAAAAAAGCAAGCUGAAUCAGUGUUAGAUCUCCAAGAAGUGACUCUAGCAGAAGAUUUUAUGGUGAUAAGCAUUCCAAUCAAGAAAUGAAACCAGUGUUCCUGAGUGCAUACUGACAUGUCUGUGAUGUGUUACUGAACCUAUAUUCCAGUUUUUUAUUUCUUGUUUUAGUCUGAAAUCAUUUGGGCCCUAAUAAUCCUAAAAAGAAUGGAGUUGCAUUGAUGAAUUGACUCAGUAUAUUUAAAGGAAGUAAGCUUUUUGAUAAUAAAUCUUUUUAAGAGGAAAAAACCCCAACAUCCUUAUUAAAGUCCAAAUUUGACAAAAUGA